AUUUGUCAGACUACACACAGGUCAUCUACCGUCUGCAGGUCUGACACAGAUCAUCACCCAUAAUACACAACUCAUCAGGUGUGUUUGGUGCUGAGACAGUAAUAAUGAAGUCAGUGACUGAGGGAGAUUCUGUCACUCUAAACACUGAUGUUACUGAACUACAGAAAACUGAUCAGAUACUGUGGAUGUUUGGAUCUCAAGAGACUCGUAUAGCUGAAAUCCAUAAGCUGAACAUUGAUAUGUAUGACAGUAAUGAGACAUUUGGAGACAGACUGAAGAUGGACACUCAAACUGGAUCUCUGACCAUCAGAAACAUAAAAACUGAAGACUCUGGAGUUUACAAACUACAGAUCAUCAGCAAAACCACCUCCUACAAGAGAUUCAAUGUUACUGUUUAUGCUCCUCUACCUGUUCCUGUCAUCACCAGUGACUUUUUAAUCUGUUCUUCAUCAUCUGAAAGAUCAGUGUCUAAAUGUUCACUGCUGUGUUCAGUGUUGAAUGUGAGUGAUGUGACUCUCUCCUGGUACAAAGGAAACAGUUUAUUGUCCAGCAUCAGUGUGUCUGAUCUCAGCAUCAGUCUCUCUCUACCUCUGGAGGUGGAAUAUCAGGAUAAAAACACCUACAGCUGUGUGAUCAACAAUCCCAUCAGCAACCAGACCAAACAUCUCAACAUCAGUCAACUCUGUCAC
Molecule: messenger RNA, 689 nt
Organism: Labeo rohita (rohu)
Lineage: Eukaryota; Metazoa; Chordata; Actinopteri; Cypriniformes; Cyprinidae
Product: SLAM family member 5-like
Exons: 3
Source: RefSeq, a predicted model, not a curated record